AGGGGCUGGGUUUUGAGGCGCCCCCAAAAUUGGGGGGGGGGGAAAGGGCGUGGCCCCUCCCCUCCCCCACCCCCAGGCCCCGCCCCCUCCGAGCAUCGCCGGGACCGGAGCGGCCGCGGGUCCUGCACAGCCCCCCCAUGAAGGGCGAGCCCCCCCCCAGCAGCACCCUGAGCGUGGGCCAGGCCCGGAAAAUGGUGGAGCAGCUGAAGAUCGAGGCCAGCCUGUGCCGGGUCAAGGUGUCCAAGGCGGCGGCCGAGCUGCUCAGUUACUGCGAGGCUCACGCCUGCGAGGAUCCCCUGCUCACCCCGGUCCCCACGUCCGAGAAUCCCUUCCGCGAGAAGAAAUUCUUCUGCGCCCUCCUCUGACCCCCCAAAAAUCCCGGGGAACCCCCCCAAGAAUCCUGCGGGACCCCUCCCCGUCACAUUUCGGGUCCCCCUUGUACAAUUUAGGGCCGAAUUCACCCCAAACAUGAGGCGGGAAUGGGGGGGGGGCUGAAUUUUGGGUUUUUGGGGUCCCCCCCCACAGCUGGGACCUCCCCCCCUAAAUUGGGGAACCCCCUCCAAAAAAAGCCCAGCUCAGAAUUUGGGGGGUUUUGAGGGGGUUUUGGGGGUCCCCCCACCCCAAAAGGCACCAAGGAUGGACUCGGGGAAGGUUCUGGAAUAGGGGGAGGGGGAGACCCCCCCCCCCUAAAAUCACCCCAAACUCCUCCUCCCCCCAUCACUCCCCACCCCCCUCAAAAUGGGGACCCCAAAAGUUCAGGACGCGCCCAGAAAUUCCCAAAAAUUCAUCCCUCACCUCCCCCACCCCGAACUCGGGGGGUUCCCCUCCCCCAGCACCGACCCCUCCCCAGUUUCGGCUCUGAGGGGGGGAGGGGCCGUUCAAGGGGGGGUUCCCCCAAUUUUGGGGUGUCCCCCCCCCAAAUAAACACUUGGCG
This is a messenger RNA of Camarhynchus parvulus, 934 nucleotides long. It is a transcript of the gene GNG3, whose product is annotated as G protein subunit gamma 3. Gene Ontology annotation, molecular function: G-protein beta-subunit binding. Gene Ontology annotation, cellular component: heterotrimeric G-protein complex. The transcript has 3 exons. Gene Ontology annotation, biological process: G protein-coupled receptor signaling pathway. NCBI's taxonomy places the organism in Eukaryota, Metazoa, Chordata, Aves, Passeriformes, Thraupidae. The coding region runs from base 138 to 365 and encodes 75 amino acids. The record is from RefSeq and is a predicted model, not a curated record.